Arvicola amphibius (Eurasian water vole) is the source of this 1532-nucleotide messenger RNA. RefSeq names its product serpin B9-like. The transcript has 8 exons. Bases 81 to 1295 code for a protein of 404 amino acids. The record is from RefSeq and is a predicted model, not a curated record. Gene Ontology annotation, molecular function: serine-type endopeptidase inhibitor activity. Gene Ontology annotation, cellular component: cytoplasm. Lineage: Eukaryota; Metazoa; Chordata; Mammalia; Rodentia; Cricetidae. Gene Ontology annotation, biological process: negative regulation of endopeptidase activity.
CCUGAACUGGGUAGGCGGUUUAGCAGUACUCCAGGACUGCAAGCCUUGAACACUGUGCUGGGAGACUGCGAAAUUGGCAGAUGCAUCAAUCCAGCGGGGCAAGAAUGCAGAGGCGGCAGAAAGGCCAGAAGAGGGGAUCAUCCAGAGGACUCUGCAUCAUGAACACUCUGUCUGAAGCAAACGGCACCUUUGCCAUCCACCUUUUAAAGAUCCUUUGUCAAAACAACCCUUCGAAAAAUGUAUGUUACUCUCCUGUGAGCAUCUCCUCUGCUCUAGCUAUGGUCCUCUUGGGGGCGAAGGGAGACACUGCAGUCCAGAUAUCUCAGGCACUUUGUUUAAACACAGAGGAAGACAUUCAUCAAGGCUUCCGGGGGCUCCUCAGUAAUCUGAACAAGCCCAACAGAAAGUACUUGCUUAGAAUGGCCAACAGGCUCUUUGCAGAGAUCACUUAUGAAUUCCUCCCAACCUUUAAGGAGUCCUGUCUUCAGUUCUACAACUCGGAGCUGGAGCAGCUGUCCUUUGCCAAAGCUCCAGAAAAGUCCAGGAAGCACAUAAACAAGUGGGUCUCCAAACAGACUGAAGGGAAAAUUCCAGAGUUGCUGUCAGAUGACUCAGAUGAUCUAGAGACCAGGCUGGUUCUUGUCAAUACCUUAUAUUUCAAAGGAAGAUGGCAUGAAGAGUUUGACAAAGAAGACACCCGUGAAAUGCCAUUUAAGAUAAAUCUAAAGGAGGAAAGACCAGUGCAGAUGAUGCGUCAGGAAGACAGAUUUAACCUCGCCCACGUGAAUGAAGUACAGGCACAGGUGCUGGAGAUGCCCUAUGAGGGCAUGGAGCUGAGCUUGUUGGUCCUGCUCCCGGAUGAUGGUGUGGACCUCAGCCAGGUGGAAAACAAGUUCACUUUUGAGAUGUUAACGACCUGGACCAAACCUGACUUUAUGAAGAGCACUAUGGUUGAGGUUUUCCUUCCAAAAUUUAAACUACAAGAGGAUUAUGACAUGAAGUCUGUGUUUCAGCACUUGGGAAUGGUGGAUGUCUUCCAAGGCGAUAAGGCAGACUUAUCAGGAAUGUCUCCAAAGAGAGACCUGUGUGUGUCCAAGUUUGUUCACAAGAGUAUUGUGGAGGUCAAUGAAGAAGGCACCGAGGCUACAGCAGCUUCAGCCGGAAAAGAUGUACUUUACUGCGACUAUGAUGAUGAUGAUGUUCCAACGUUCUGUGCAGACCACCCCUUCCUUUUCUUCAUCAGGCACAACAAAACCAACAGCCUCCUGUUCUGCGGCAGGUUCUCCUCUCCAUAAAAGCACAGUUACCAUUUGGGAAACAGUUUACAACUCUGUGAGGAUGAGCGUGUAGGGGUACGAAAGCACUAUCCUCCUGGCAGCCUCAUCUGAUGAUGCCCACAUUCCUCUCUGCCUAUCUUGACAUUGAUCUGUUCCCUUUGCCAGGUUACGGGACCACAGAGUGAUUUGGUUUUCUGUUGUCUUUAGGAGCCAAACAAAUCCAACAAGGUAGCCUAUUGGGUUAUCUAAGGUGAC